AUGGCCUGUGGUGGAAGAGAAGACACUGACGUAUCUAUGGACCAAGACAGCGAUGUGUUCUUAAAUCAACAAGAGCCAGACACCCUUCAAAAUUUCCAACUAAGUAGUGGCUUUGUCCUCAACACUGAUGUGGCAAAGGAGAAAAUGGAAGUGGAUUUAGGCCUGCCACCAGAUCCCACCACUAUAGAUGCCAGCCUCUUUAGAAGAUCCAGCAGUAUCCCAUUGAUCAAUGGAUUCGGUGAUAACUCACAGGGAUUCCAAGUGGACAACUUAAGAAUGAGAAGGAACAGCUCACCAUUUCUGAAUCGCCAUGCUUUGCUUUUUCUGCCUUCCCGCACUCGUACAUCUGCCAACCGAAUUUUCCAAAUCAAACAAGGAGAUGCAUACUGCAAUGCAGAUAACUCAGAAUUGGGAAACAAGUCUAACUAUGGUACAGUAUUCACAGUUUAA
This is a messenger RNA of Microtus oregoni (creeping vole), 450 nucleotides long. Its product is annotated as P2R1A-PPP2R2A-interacting phosphatase regulator 1-like. The transcript has 6 exons. Gene Ontology annotation, cellular component: cytoplasm; nucleus. The coding region runs from base 1 to 450 and encodes 149 amino acids. The record is from RefSeq and is a predicted model, not a curated record. Gene Ontology annotation, molecular function: protein serine/threonine phosphatase inhibitor activity. Lineage: Eukaryota; Metazoa; Chordata; Mammalia; Rodentia; Cricetidae. Gene Ontology annotation, biological process: mitotic G2/M transition checkpoint.